UGAUUCUCAUCUAUCAUUUUCGAUGUGGCACCAACAAGUCAUGACUCAACCAAACCUGACCCAAGAACCCAAUCUCCACCUCGGAAGGCCUAAUCGAACAGGAUGGCUAACCGGUGGAGGAGGAGAUAGACUCACCUCCACUCACGACCUUGUCCAACAAAUGUACUAUCUCUACGUCCGAAUUGUAAAAGCUAAAGAUCUCCCAUUCAAUCCCAUUACCGGCGGCGGUUGCGAUCCCUAUGUUGAAGUCAAGCUCGGAAACUACAGGGGACGUACUCGACACUUCGAGAGCAAAACAAACCCCGAAUGGAACCAAGUUUUUGCUUUCUCAAAAGACAGAGUUCAAUCCUCUGUAUUGGAGGUAUUCGUCAAAGACAAAGACACCAUUGGGAGAGACGACCAUCUCGGGAGUGUACUUUUCGACUUGAACGAGAUUCCCACUCGUGUCCCACCUGACAGCCCGUUGGCUCCUCAAUGGUAUAGAUUAGAAGACAGAAGAGGCCAAGGGAAGAAUGCGAAAGGAGAAAUCAUGAUCGCGGUUUGGAUGGGAACGCAAGCCGACGAAGCAUUUCCUGACGCUUGGCAUGCCGAUAAUGCGUUACUUCAAGGAGAAGGCGUUUUGAAUGUCCGAUCCAAGGUUUAUGUAUCUCCCAAACUAUGGUACAUUCGAGUUAAUGUAAUCGAAGCUCAAGAUGUUGUUCCUAACGACAAAACCCGUUCUCCUGAAGUUUUCGUGAAAGCCCAAAUCGGGAAUCAAGUGUUGCGAACCAAGAUAUGUUCGAAUUUGAACCAAUUGUCUAACCCUUUAUGGAACGAGGAUUUUGUUUUCGUAGCUGCGGAGCCGUUCGAGGAUCAACUAGUGUUAACCAUUGAGGACCAUGUUCACCAAACCAAGGACGACGUUUUAGGAAAGUUAACACUUCCCCUUGACAUCUUCGAGAAAAGGUUAGACCAUAGACCUGUUCAAUCCCGUUGGUAUAACCUCGAGAAAUUCGGAUUCGGCGCGUUAGAAGCCGACAGACGAAAAGAGAUGAAAUUCUCAAGCCGAAUCCACAUUCGGGUUUGUCUAGAAGGCGGUUACCACGUCUUAGACGAGUCCACUUUGUACAUAAGCGAUCAACGCCCAACCGCGAGACAGUUAUGGAAGCAACCCGUCGGAAUACUCGAAGUCGGAAUCCUCGGAGCACAAAAUCUUCUCCCAAUGAAGAUGAAAGACGGUCGAGGAACCACGGACGCGUACGUCGUGGCGAAAUACGGUCAAAAAUGGGUACGAACGAGAACGGUUCUCGACUCGUUUGUCCCGAAAUGGAACGAGCAAUACACUUGGGAAGUAUACGACCCGUCGACGGUCAUAACGUUGGGUGUUUUCGACAACUGUCGACUUAAUGUCGGAACAGAGGGAAAAGAUUGUCGUGUCGGGAAAGUGAGGAUUCGAUUGUCGACGCUUGAAGCUAAUAAAAACUACACUCAAUCUUACCCUCUUCACGUUCUACAUCCAACCGGGUUAAAGAAAAUGGGCGAGCUAAAUCUCGCGUUUCGAUUCACCAGCCUUUCGCUAGCACACAUGAUUUAUAUCUACGGGCAACCACUGCUACCGAAAAUGCAUUAUCUUCAACCAUUCAGUGUGAAUCAGCUCGACAAUCUAAGGUAUCAAGCGAUGAACAUCGUGGCGACUAGGCUCGGGCGGGCCGAGCCUCCUUUAAGGAAGGAGGUUGUUGAAUACAUGUUGGACGUGGAUUCUCAUAUGUGGAGUAUGAGGAGGAGUAAAGCGAAUUUCUUCCGUAUAAUGUCGCUUUUCUCCGGCGCUAUAUCCGUCGGUAAAUGGAUUGGCGACGUUUGUCAUUGGAGAAACCCUGUUACGUCAGUAUUGGUUCAUGUUCUGUUUCUGAUAUUGAUUUGGUAUCCGGAGCUUAUAAUGCCGACUCUAUUUCUCUACAUGUUUCUGAUUGGUCUAUGGAACUAUAGGUUUAGGCCGAAGCAGCCUAGUCAUAUGGACCCGAAGUUAUCGUGGGCUGAGACGGUUAAUCAAGACGAAUUGGACGAAGAGUUUGACACGUUUCCUAGUUCGAAACGCGACGAUUUGGUGAGGAUGAGGUAUGAUAGGGUGCGGAGUGUGGCUGGAAGGAUUCAGACGGUGGUUGGCGAUUUGGCGACGCAAGGGGAGAGGAUUCAGUCGGUGUUGAGCUGGAGAGAUCCGAGGGCGACGAGCGUUUUCGUGUUGUUUUGUCUUUGUGCGGCGAUGGUGAUGUAUGUGACGCCUUUUCGCGUUCUGGCUUUGGUUUGUGGAUUGUAUUGGUUGAGACAUCCUAAGUUUAGAAGCAAGUUACCUUCUGGUCCCAACAAUUUCUUCAGGAGAUUGCCUGCUCGUGCAGAUAGCUUGCUCUAAGCUAACACCCUUAAUAAUAAGAUUAUAUAUAUGUUCAAUCAUUUUCAAAUAAACCACUUCUAUCAAAACUUUAUUAAUCAAAUAUUUGUUUUCAUGAGUUCAUUGGGGGUUUCUUCUGUGGUAAUUGUAGUAAAA
Molecule: messenger RNA, 2521 nt
Organism: Impatiens glandulifera
Lineage: Eukaryota; Viridiplantae; Streptophyta; Magnoliopsida; Ericales; Balsaminaceae
Product: FT-interacting protein 1-like
Exons: 1
Coding region: 23-2386 (787 amino acids)
Source: RefSeq, a predicted model, not a curated record